CUCCACGUCUGAAUGACGUCGGCUUUGGCCAAUCGCAGCUCCGCAAGCUUCUACGGUCGCCCGCAAGGCAAGAAGCAAGGUCAGCGGUAGCUGUCAGACACCGUGAGCAUGCUGGGCGCUCGUCUUAUAUACAACGCUGCAAGGCGAGCAGGUCCGCCAUGUUCUCAGACUCUGGUCCGACCUUUUAGUCUGGCUCCUCAGAUGCACUCAUUUAAGCUCGUAAAUGCCAAGGAGGAGCUAACUGAUAUGAAGUCUGUCACCGACAAAGCCGCUCAAACCUUGCUGUGGACAGAGCUUUUCAGAGGCUUGGGAAUGACCCUCAGUUACUUGUUCCGGGAGCCCGCAACUAUAAACUACCCAUUUGAGAAGGGUCCAUUGAGUCCACGGUUCCGUGGGGAGCAUGCACUUCGCAGAUAUCCAUCAGGAGAGGAGCGCUGUAUUGCUUGCAAGCUUUGUGAAGCCGUUUGCCCUGCUCAGGCCAUCACAAUUGAGGCGGAGCCUCGUGCAGAUGGUAGCCGCAGGACCACAAGAUAUGACAUCGACAUGACUAAAUGUAUCUACUGUGGGUUUUGCCAGGAAGCCUGUCCCGUGGAUGCCAUUGUGGAGGGUCCCAACUUUGAGUUCAGCACAGAGACGCACGAGGAACUCUUGUACAACAAAGAGAAGCUCCUAAACAACGGGGACAAGUGGGAAGCUGAGAUUGGCGCAAACAUCCAGGCCGACUUUCUGUACCGCUGAGUCUUAACCGACUCUCUCGAACGUUCAAAAUCAACUUUUAUGCACACAGAAUACAAACCAAUAAAAAUCCGCCCUACAGUUUGGUCAUCAUGCAGAGCACUUAUUUAACAUGUCCACUCCGUGCCAGGAGAUGCCCAGGCUAAUGACUGGUGCCCUGCAGUGAAACUGUCCUAUCUAUAGCCUUGAGGUGUACAGAGUCCUGUUCAUUAGUUCUUCCUCUUUAUCCAAGGGGAGUCCGAUGUGAGGAACCACCAAUCCUAAUGCCACUUAAGGAAGGUUCAUGCUUCUUUUUUCUCAUCUGUACGGUGUGUAUGAUUGCUGUGCAGGGAGCUGUAGCACUGUUAAAACCUGUGGAUUCAUCUAAAGAGGCCCUGUCAGUUUUGAAAUGGUCAUCAUUUAGCUAGAGACAAUUUAUGAAAAUUCUUAGUAUAUGUUGUAAUUAAUAGAUCUUUUCAGAGCUACCUCCUUUUGUUAGAUGAUGGUACCUACCCCUAUGCUCUAAACCUUUCAAUGAGGCAACACCUCUUCAAUCCUUUUAUUAGAUAUGGUUGGUAGUGAAUUAAUUCACAUACGUUUUUUAUAGCGUCAUGCCACCUAAUUAUACGUUGUAGAAUGAGGCAACAAAAUGGUUAACUUUGUAAACCGUAUAGCUCAUUUUGUGUUUAUAAAAGCAUGUGACGAUUCAGA
Messenger RNA from Rana temporaria (common frog), 1425 nucleotides. RefSeq names its product NADH:ubiquinone oxidoreductase core subunit S8 (gene NDUFS8). Gene Ontology annotation, molecular function: NADH dehydrogenase activity; 4 iron, 4 sulfur cluster binding. The record is from RefSeq and is a predicted model, not a curated record. The coding region runs from base 109 to 738 and encodes 209 amino acids. Gene Ontology annotation, biological process: mitochondrial respiratory chain complex I assembly; mitochondrial electron transport, NADH to ubiquinone. Gene Ontology annotation, cellular component: membrane. NCBI's taxonomy places the organism in Eukaryota, Metazoa, Chordata, Amphibia, Anura, Ranidae. The transcript is spliced from 7 exons.